Molecule: messenger RNA, 1323 nt
Organism: Aspergillus versicolor CBS 583.65
Lineage: Eukaryota; Fungi; Ascomycota; Eurotiomycetes; Eurotiales; Aspergillaceae
Exons: 4
Coding region: 193-1323 (376 amino acids)
Molecular function (GO): dioxygenase activity
Source: RefSeq, a predicted model, not a curated record
GUUAGGGCAAUAUUCGCCGUGGAUGGCGUGCUUGAUUGAUAAUCAAUCAGAUAUCUGGGUUGGAGAGUAGUGUUGCGGGGUAGCAUGAGAUGAUGCAAAACAUAUAAUGUAUAGACUUGGACUAAUUGGUUUGCUCUAGUUCAGACGCUUUCGUUGCAUUACAUCCCAGUGUAUUGUUUGUUGACUCUUGCCAUGACUGACUUCGAAAUUCCCCGCUACGAGCAGGUCCCCGAGACCAAAGAGGACCUUGACUGGGCCGAACUGGUAACAAUUGACCUUGGCCGAUUCGAUCAACCAGGAGGCAAGGAGCAACUGGUGCAGCAAUUGGAUCAUGCUGUCAAGCACGUUGGCUUCUUCUACGUAAAGAACUUCAACAUCACCCAAGAAGAGAUCGACCGCCAGUUCGCACUCGGUCGUGAAUUCUACUCCCUCCCUCUCGAGGAGAGACUCAAGUAUCACAGCACGCAAGAUCUAGAAAGGGGCGAGUACAACGGAUACCGUCCCGCAGGACAUCGCAUAAAUUACAGUCUUGGAAACGGUAUCAAAGACAAUGUCCAAGUGUACAACAUCCCCAAGUUCGACGGACACCACGAGCGCAAACAACCCACGAUUCUAGCUUCACAUAUAACCGAGAUCGAAGCAUUCAGUCGCAAAUGCCACACAGAGGUCGUUGAGAAACUGCUCCGCCUCUUCGCCAUCUUCCUCGAGCUCCCUGACGAGGACCAGCUGGUGCGCGACCACCAAUACGACAUCGAAGGCGAAGACCACCUGCGCUACAUGCACUACGCAGCCCGAAGCGCCGAGGAAAACAAACUCGUCGGCGAGCUGUACAGUCCCGGCCACACGGAUCUAGGCACGGUGACGCUUCUUUUCCGGCAACCCGUCGCGGCGCUGCAGAUCCUCAAUUCGGAGGGGCAGUGGAAGUGGGUGAGGCCCCAGGAUGGGACUAUCACGAUCAACACGUGUGAUGCUCUUACCGCGUUGACGGGUGGACUGAUCAAGUCGAGUGUUCACCGGGUGCAUGCACCGCCGAAGGAUCAGGCUGGGAUUGAUCGGUUGGGGGUGUUGUAUUUCGCGAGGCCGAAUAACCAUGUGGUUUUGGAUCCCAUUGCGAAUAGUCCGGUGUUGCAGAGGUCCGGUCUGACUGGGAAUGCAUUCACGGAGGUUGGAAAGCAUUUGACAACCAAGGAGUGGGUCAAGGCCAGGCAGACACAACAGCAGAGGCGGAGGCAAGAUGUCAAGGUUUCGGAUGAUGGCAAGUAUACGUUUAAGCCAAAGGAUUUGGAGAUCAUCCCAGGGCUGUUGGCGAAGGUUUACAACUAG